UAUGUCUUCAGUCAUUCUCUCCGCACACUGUUGGGAUACAUUGUAAUGGCAAAAACCUCGCUAUAAAAUGGCAAGGCGAGGAGAAGAUGCCUCAACCCAAGGUGAAGCUGGUGGUGACAGGAGAUGAUUUUGGGUACUGCGAGAGAAGAAAUCAAGGGAUUGUGGACUGCUUCAAAACUGGUGGGAUCUCCAAUGUCUCCCUUCUGGUCAAUGCAGUCUCAGCGGAGCACGCGGCAGACCUGGCCAAAAGGAAUCACAUCCCCAUUGGACUCCAUGCGAAUCUUUCAGAGGGUCUUCCAGUGUCUCAGGAUCUAAAGGGCUCAACGCUCCUCAACAAGGAUGGAUUCUUCCAUGGCAAGAUGGGCUUCUGGGAAGUUUUGCAGUGUGGUCGGCUCAAGAUGUCAGAGGUGGAGGCGGAGCUCAGAGCCCAGGUAAAUCGAUUUUGUGAACUUGCUGGCCACGUACCCUACCAUAUGGACGGCCACCAGCAUGUGCAUGUGCUGCCAGAGGUGCGAGAGGUGUUCGCCCAAGUUCUCUCUGAUUUUGGGAUCACCUACACACGGGUCCCCAUAGAACCCGGUCUUACAUUUUGCACCUUCCUCCCGCCGCAUCUGCGAGACUUUAAUGCACAGGUUGAAAAAGAUGCCCUUGAAUCUAUCGAGGUCUUUCAUCGCUAUGGAAUUAGGUGGCCUGACAUAUACCUGGGCCUGAGCACUAUGGGUAAGAACAUGUCUGUCCCCAACCUGAAACGUGCUUUGGGCUUCACGCUGGAAGCUUCACUAGAUGACGGUUUGACCUCCUCGUUGAUACAGUCCAGUGAUGCCGCGACUGACUCCUAUCGUCCGGUUACAGCAGAGCUUAUGGUGCAUCCAGGAUAUCCAAGUCAGCCUCACCAGGGCGGAUGUGGAGAAGGACCGGAUGACUUCUCACAGUCUGCAGACCGACUACACGAGCUUAAUACUUUGAGGGACCCUUUUGUGCUUAACUACUACAGGCAACAGGGGAUCCACCUCUGUGCCUUUAAAGACUUUUAAACCCUUAGGUCAGAGUAUUUAAGGUUUGGCAAACUGAAUGUCUUCUGCUUUAAGGAAACAAGAUCUUGACCCAUACCUCAAUUAGUCAUAUUACAGUAUGAGUGCUUGGUUUGGGAAAGGCAGAAAAUCAGCAUUUGGUUUCAUUGUACUGCUUCCAGAGCCCAUACAAAACAUUUUUGAAGCUGCUACUUCAAGUAGAGCUAAACCAACUGAAUUAUACUAAUUCUUCAACAGAAACACAAGAUACUAUUAGAUUGACCUGUUUUUAAAUUGCUCAACUAGACAUUUAUUUUAAUUGUAAUUUUUUUUUUUAAAGCAGCUAGCCAUUUCAAUAUAGAGAACUGUGUCCUUAUAAUAGGAAAGUGCAAUUUUAUCUGGAUUUGUUUCUAAAAAUGUUGCCUCAUUUGAGCAAGUUUCUCUCAAAUCCACAUAUUAAUAUUGCAGAGAACUGUAAAAUCCAACAACAGUGCCAUAUUUAUGACUUUAACGUACUAGAUGAAGAUUUUAACUCAACUGAACAUGUAGCAAUUACUUUAUAUAUUUAAAAA
Molecule: messenger RNA, 1582 nt
Organism: Sinocyclocheilus anshuiensis
Lineage: Eukaryota; Metazoa; Chordata; Actinopteri; Cypriniformes; Cyprinidae
Product: carbohydrate deacetylase-like
Exons: 6
Coding region: 87-1034 (315 amino acids)
Biological process (GO): carbohydrate metabolic process
Molecular function (GO): deacetylase activity
Source: RefSeq, a predicted model, not a curated record